Messenger RNA from Leptosia nina, 1110 nucleotides. The record is from the annotation of a GenBank genome assembly. Lineage: Eukaryota; Metazoa; Arthropoda; Insecta; Lepidoptera; Pieridae.
AUGGCCGAUCCCAAAUACGACAAUCUCCCUGGCAUUGCAAAUGAUCAACCUGAUGUUUAUGAAACCGGCGAUUUGCCAGAGGCUGAUCAGCCGGAGCCUUAUGAAGAAGAGGAGAACGAUUGCAUUGAACAGCUCCAUCUCUCUGUAAAGGAUUCAUUUAAUAAAUUUAAGGGGAAGUUUCUGACUGGAAAUGUUGAUUUCUCUGAUCGUUUAAGCAGAAAAUCUAGAAUUGGAUAUAGAUCUGGUGAAUGGGAGUUGGCUCCUGAGGGUGAACCAGAAACAGCUUUAGAGAGGUAUAACCGUCUUCGUUGUGAAUUCUCAGAUCUGCUUGAGCAAGUGACUGAACAGCAAAAUAAAGCAAGUGAAAGUGUGAAGGAUGAACAUUCUAAACUAGCAGCUCAGAUAAUAACUACAAAGAAACUAUUGGAAGAACUCAAAUUAGAGGAGGGUGAACAAGUAGACCCUAAGGCUGAAAAGCUUAAAGAACUGUUAUCUGUAAACGGAAAGAAAAAAAAUGGUCAGCUUGUGACUGCACACCUUAAAUUGAAACCUGAAGUCAACUUGGCACAAACAGCAAGAAUUGCUCAGUUGGAACACAGAUUACACAAGUUGGAGCAAGUUGCCGGUGUUAGAGAUGAAGAAGCAUUCCGAAGGUUGCAAGCUGCUACUGGAGAGGCAACUCUAUGCGGUGCAGCUGCCUCGCUCGCGAACCAAGCGACCCUAUUACGGCCAGCUGAAUUAGCCGCGGCUGAAGCAAGAGUGACGUCUCUUCUCACCAAUGUCGAGGCCUUGAAAGCGGCCUGCAAACCAGCUGAUCCCGAACUAGAGGCUAAGGUUAAUGAAUUGCACAAACUAUUGAAGCAAAUAGAUGGCAUCUCACACUCAGAAAUCUUGGAAAGAAUGGAGGCUCUUGAAGCUCUACAUAAUCAAGCAAGCAACUUUGGCAAGUCGCUCACAGAAUUGGAAACCCUGCAGAGCACUAUCGCCAAUGGAGUCCAUAAUAACAAACAACUUCUGCAAGGAGUACAGGAAGUGUUUGCGCAUAAUAUCGACAGUCUUCAACAGGAAAUUAAGAAACUUGAUGAAAGAAUCGGCAAGCUUGCGGCGUGA